Aspergillus nomiae NRRL 13137 is the source of this 552-nucleotide messenger RNA. RefSeq lists its product as uncharacterized. The transcript has a single exon. The record is from RefSeq and is a predicted model, not a curated record. Bases 1 to 552 code for a protein of 183 amino acids. NCBI's taxonomy places the organism in Eukaryota, Fungi, Ascomycota, Eurotiomycetes, Eurotiales, Aspergillaceae.
AUGUGGAUUUCCCGAGACGAGGAAUCUGCUUCUCGACUGGCUGAGCCCAAGGUAGGUCUACCCACCCAAUUGUGGAACCCAUAUGACAAUCACACUAUUUCAGAACUCUCGAAAAAUAAGUCUAUCUUUAUAUCCCUUCUACCUACAGAUAAUGGACAUCUAUCUGUUUGUCCUAUUGUUCCUUUACGUGAAGGAGAUUUCUUGGGCGUUUUUGCUGGAACAAUUGGCUUCUCAGAGCACUUUGAUCCGUUCUGUGGUAUCCGAGGGCCUGGUCAGAGACUUUGGCUAGAUUAUUCGCAGAUCACUGGCACACUGAAUCAGAUGCGGGUCUCGCAGCCUAGUGGCUAUGCGAAUGUGUAUCUGCAAUGGGAACUGGUCAAUAAAGAGGAUGAAACACACUCGGGAUUGUCCUGGAGGGUCUCCGUGGGGGCUGACAGAUCCAUCAUGCCAUUCCAGGAGAUCAUCCGAGCAGCUCCUCAAAAAGAGCAGUAUCUUCUGCACCGGUCACCCGUCUAUGCUAAACGAGGCUUUUUGAAGAAUUGCAAACCGUAG